Daldinia caldariorum is the source of this 1775-nucleotide messenger RNA. RefSeq names its product WD40 repeat-like protein. The transcript is spliced from 5 exons. The coding region runs from base 318 to 1322 and encodes 334 amino acids. The record is from RefSeq and is a predicted model, not a curated record. NCBI's taxonomy places the organism in Eukaryota, Fungi, Ascomycota, Sordariomycetes, Xylariales, Hypoxylaceae. Gene Ontology annotation, molecular function: protein binding.
UCAUAAGGCUGAGUUUAGUGUAAAUACAUAUCAACCUUAUACUUUAAUGGCGUAGGAAAGUUUGUAUUAGAACCUCAAAAUUACUUAACCUACCUAAGAGCUACCUAACCUAAUUUUUUGUUUGGGUUUCAAACUCCGAGUCGCAUACAAUCUCUACCUAGGUACCCAGGGGUAUAUAGCCGUUCUCACAAAGCUCAUCAACGUCCCCUGUUUACAAGGGAAAACAAAUCUGAUUUGAUUAUAAGAAGUUCAAUUAACUAACAGGUACUUAACUGAAAACUUUAAACCUCUUGGUAGAGGUAAUAAAGGAAAAUACCAUGUAUCCUCUCACUUGCGUAGACGGGUACAGAAUACCCGUACGCGAGGAAGUCUACGUCCUCGACAUCAUCCCCCUUGCAGCCGGUCCAGCGACUAUCUCCUCGGACCAGAAGCUGUCAUUAUUCAACCCUACAAACCUCAAGGCAGGACCCCAGCUCAACCUUGUCACGCGACACGGCAACAUCACCAGCGCGAAGGCGUACGACGUAGGGAACGCUGUUGUCUGCACGGCGGGCGAGGAUGGCAGUGUGUCGAUGUGGGACCUGAGGAACGACCCGAGGCAGGCCGAAGUAGCAAGAUUAACAGAUAAUCGAGUCUCCGUAUUGUCUUUAGCAUGCUCAAGUGCCGGCUACUCAAUUGUGGCCGGAACUGAACUUCAAGAUCAUCAGGCAUCUAUAUUAAUAUGGGACGUCCGUUCAAAUUCCGCACCGACUCUUCACUAUAAGGAAGUCCAUAGCGACGACGUGACAGAGCUGAAUUUCCAUCCUAACGAUCACAAUAUUCUUCUAUCAGGAUCAACCGAUGGUCUCGUAAACAUCUGCGACACAAGAAUCGCUGAUGAGGACGAAGUUAUAAUCCAGACUUUCAAUCACGACGCCUCCAUCCACCAUGCGGGGUUCUUGAAUGAUACCGAAGUAUAUGCACUAUCCCACGAUGAGAAACUGGCUCUUUACGAUGUAGCCGAAAACCACCAAAAUGGGGCGGCGACGACCGAUUUUGGGGAUAUGCGACAGGUCCUCGGCUGUCAAUAUAUCGCUAAUAUCACUGCGAAAUCAAACGGGGCCGGAGCAGUGAUUGGCGCUGGUGCACAUGAGCAGCAAGCAUUCGAAUUGAUUCAUUUAACGAAGGGUCAAGGGUGGAAUUUGGACCGGGAUAAUAGCGUGGGUUUGCCCGGAGCCCAUUCUUCGGAGAUCGUUCGCAGUUUCUGCUUCUACGACGAGGCGCAGACGGUCUUCAGCGCUGGCGAGGAUGGAUUUAUCAAAGCAUGGAGACCGAAUGCAUAAUCAAAGAGAAAUUCCCAUCCUCAAGAGUAUUUGUCGUGCUUACUCUUGGACUUCAGGUCCAGUAGCUGUUCAUAGUAGUCACCCUCCCUUCUUGCUUUCUUCAGGGUCCUAACCUCAUCCUCGUUGAGUCGUCUGCCUACGGCCUCUUCAAGCUCCUUCCGGCUAAUCCUUUCUUUUGCUUUCUCCUCCUUCGUUGCCUUCAAUCUGGGUUUAAAGCGCGCUUGCAUGCGGAUUCUCAAUGUAGUGUCGAAGCUGAUUUCUGUCGCGUCACCACGGACCUCGGGCACCCCAUUCGCCUUCGUAGGUUCCUUGAUGGUUAAGAAGGUUUCGCUCUGGGACUGGAUCUGGAAUGUCCCCGGCGUAUCGGGAGUCGGGAUCACGGUCCACGUUUCGAGCGGUGAUAUAGCUUCGGACGUGGCGCUAAGGAUGCCGUACUUGUCGCAGCUGAGGUAU